AUGAUAAAGUUACUUGAUACCAUCCAUACGUUCGGCCGUGAUUACCAUCCACGCCUCACUCUUUUCCUCGCUACUACUAUAUACCUCCUCGGUGAAGCCAUCUACAAUGCCUACUUUCAUCCUUUGGCCGAUGUACCCGGCCCAUUCUGGUGCAAAGUAUCAAGCUGGCCAUCAUACUUGCAUGCAAGAACUGGCUCUCGUCACAUUUGGAUUUGGCAAAAUCACCAGAUUUAUGGUGAUAGGUUUCGCUACAAACCCAAUGGCGUUUUAAUAGCCUCACCUAAAGGCUAUCGCGAUAUCUACAAUGCCAAAGCAAACGUUAAAAAAGCUAAAUGGUACGCGGUAUGGCAGAGACGUCAUGAUGAGCUCAGCACCUUGAGUGCUAUCGACCCUCACAAGCAUAUGUUACUGCGACGACCCUUGAAUAACGCAUUCUCCGAAAAGUCCUUGCGUUCAUCAGAGCCCUACAUCAUAAAGCAUAUUGACAAAUGGAUUGAGCUUUUAUUAGAUGGCGAAAAGACUAAGGGCAUGACUGAAUGGGCAACACCGAAGAACUUGGGUGGAGAAUGGGCUGACUACCUUAUAUUUGAUAUCUUAUGUGACUUGUGUUUUGGAAAAUCCUUCGAGACUAUAGAGCCAGAAAGCCCGGUUCGUCAGAUACCGCACAUUAUUGGUGAAUACCUACAUCUUAUGAACACGAUUGCACAUGCACCUUUCAGAGACUGUUGGGUUUGGCUGAAACCCCGUGGUCUUGAUAAGGCACUCUCCUUACUUAGUCCCAAAAAUGUUGUCAGUUUCUACCAAUUCCUCGGGAAAUGUGUCGCAGAGCGCGAGGAGCAAGAGAAAACUCUGGAAAAAGAGGAUGUGCACGACGGGCGCAAAGACAUCUUUCACUAUCUCUAUCAGGCCAAAAAGGCAGAUAACGCACUCCCCUCCGACACCAAGGGACUCUUUGCAUCAGCCAAUCUUUUAGUCACAGCCGGGUCUGACACAACUGCCACCGCAUUAUGCAGUGCCCUUUUCUACCUCACAAGAAACGAGCAUGCAUAUAACAAACUUGCAAAAGAGAUACGCGAUACGUUUCUUUCCGUCGAAGAUAUUCACGGUGGUCAUACUCUAUCCAAUUGCCAGUAUCUGCAUGCUGUUUGCCUCGAAGCUAUGCGAAUGGCACCCAGUGCACCUUCAGAGCUUGCACGCCAAGUCCUUCCAGGCGGACACACAAUCAACGAGCAAUACUAUACCGAAGGCACAGAAAUCGGCGCGUCCAACUACUCCGCAAAUUACCACGAAGACACUUACGGAGAUCCAUUUGUUUUUCGCCCAGAGCGUUGGAUCUCAAAUAAAGAUGCAGGAAUCACAGUCGAACAAGUAGCUGUGCUCAAAGAAGCUUUCAGCCCCUUCUCUAUUGGACCAAGCCAGUGCCCUGGGAAGAAUUUAGCGUUGCUGGAGAUGUAUAUAGUGCUAGGGAGAAUGAUCCAUGCUUGUGAUAUUCGGAGAUCGGUGGAUGAUGUAGGUGAUCGGGGAGCAGGCAGUCCGGAAUUGAUUUGGGGUAGGAGGAAUACACAUCAGUAUCAGGUUCGUGAUGCGUUCUUGGGGUUGAGGAAUGGGCCGGUGGUGCAACUUUGUCGGAGAGUGAAGGUGUGA
Messenger RNA from Botrytis deweyae, 1644 nucleotides. RefSeq lists its product as uncharacterized. Lineage: Eukaryota; Fungi; Ascomycota; Leotiomycetes; Helotiales; Sclerotiniaceae. The coding region runs from base 1 to 1644 and encodes 547 amino acids. Gene Ontology annotation, molecular function: iron ion binding; oxidoreductase activity, acting on paired donors, with incorporation or reduction of molecular oxygen; monooxygenase activity. The record is from RefSeq and is a predicted model, not a curated record. The transcript has 4 exons.